Molecule: messenger RNA, 2633 nt
Organism: Phalacrocorax carbo (great cormorant)
Lineage: Eukaryota; Metazoa; Chordata; Aves; Suliformes; Phalacrocoracidae
Source: RefSeq, a predicted model, not a curated record
UCCCGUGCGAGUCAAUAAAACUUUGUGCACCAACACACACAGCUUCCAGCACCUGCCAGCUGGGCCAAAAUGGGGAUUAGCAAAGCCGCAGCUGCCUUUCUCUUUCUUUUCUUGCUCAGUUCAGUGAAAGGAGAUAUACUGGAUGACUAUUUAAGAACAGAUGGUGUUUGGCUACUUAGUCGAAAUAAACAGUUUUACAAGACAAAUAAUGAAAAAGAAUGUGCAGAGAAAUGUGAAGCAGAAAGAAAUUUUAUUUGCAGGGCCUUCCUAUUCACCAGGAAAAAACUAGAGUGUUUAACGCUGGCUGAAAAUGCCAAAAUGACAGUGACGUUCAGUGGCACGGAUGCAGUUCUUCAUGAGAAGAAAAUUUACCUUCUACAGUGUAAAAGAGGGAUUGGGAAGGACUACAGAGGAAUGGAAGCCAAAACUCGGAGGGGUAUUCCAUGCCAGAAGUGGGCAGAAAAAACUCCUCACCACCCAAAUUUUACACCUGAAAAACACCCCAAUGCAGGGUUGGAUGAAAACUACUGCAGAAAUCCUGAUGGGGAUGAAAGUGGACCCUGGUGUUACACAACAGAUCCUGCUACAAGAUUUGAUUACUGUAACAUCCCAGACUGUGAGGACCAGGUUACACACACUGCAGAAGUCCCUACAGGGGACUGCAUGCAGUGUAAUGGUGAAGACUACCAUGGAGAAGUUUCCAGAACAGAGUCUGGGCACGAGUGCCAGCGCUGGGAUGCCCAAGAGCCUCAUAUGCAUGGAUUUACCCUGAAACACUUUCCAAAGAAGGAUCUGAAGAUGAAUUAUUGCCGUAAUCCUGAUGGCGAACUUCGGCCCUGGUGUUUCACUACCAGCCCUGCUAAACGCUGGGAAUAUUGCAACAUUCCUCGUUGCACUACACACCCACCAGUCUCUGGCUUGGGCUCCCAGUGUCUUUCAGGGAAAGGAGAAGGCUAUCGAGGCAGGAUAGCCAUCACCGAAUCGGGAAAUGCCUGCCAACACUGGAACACACAGUUUCCUCACAAACAUGGCUGGAUUCCUGACAGAUAUCCCUGCAAGGGCUUAGAGGAAAACUACUGUAGAAACCCUGAUGGAGAGAAGAGGCCUUGGUGCUACACCAUCAACAGCAGGGUUCGGUGGGAAUAUUGUGCAGUUCCCCACUGUGAUGGGACAGAACAAGGGAUUGCUGAUGCGCCUGUGCAGGUUCCCCCGUCAGAGGAAUGUUACCGAGGCAAAGGCCAGAGUUAUCGUGGCACAACUUCCAUCACUGCAUCAGGAAAGAAAUGCCAGGCCUGGAACUCCAUGUUCCCACACAGGCAUGAAAAAACCCCAGACAGAUUCCCAAACGCGGAUUUGAGACACAACUAUUGUAGAAACCCAGAUGGUGAUAACAGCCCAUGGUGUUUCACCACUGACCCCAACAUGACAUGGGAGUACUGCAGUCUCAAGAGGUGUGAUGAUCCCACACAAGAGCCUCCACCAAAUGACCCCCCUGCAACGACGGCACAAAGCAUUGGCCUGACCACACGCACCACAUCUGACUGCAUUAAUGGUAAUGGUAAAGACUAUCGUGGCACAGUAGCAAAAACUGGAAGGGGCAGGACCUGUCAAGAGUGGAGCUCUCAGAAACCUCAUAGCCACAAAUAUUUCACUCCUGUGACCCAUCCAAAAGCAGGCCUAGAGAAAAAUUAUUGCAGGAAUCCUGAUGAAGAUGUAAAUGGUGUUUGGUGCUUCACAACAGACCCAGAAAAAAAAUGGGAGUACUGUGAAAUCCCACGCUGCUCUUCUUCUGAGCACGACUGUGGAAAAGUCCCAAUGCAGAAUGAGCGAGCCUGUGGGCAAUAUAACAUGUGUGACGCAUCUCCAGGGUCUUGGCCUUGGCAUGUCAGUCUCAGGAUGAGUACCAACGUGCACCAUUGUGCUGGCACUCUGAUACAUCCACAGUGGGUCCUUACUGCAGCUCAGUGUUUGCAAAAGUCAACAGAGCCUUCUUCCUACAGGGUGUUUCUUGGGAUACAGAAUCUCAAUGCAGCAGAGCCGUCCCUUCAAAUCCAAAGUGUUCAGAAAGUAUUAAAGGAACCAAGUGGAGCAGACAUUGCUUUGCUGAAGUUGAGGAGUCCUGUAACAAUUACUGACCAUGUAAAACCAGUUUGUUUGCCUGAAACCAGUCUGAUGGUAGAAAGAAACACAGAAUGUUUUCUAACUGCCUGGGGAAAAACAAGAGGUACGGAUACAGACAACAGAUUAAAAGACGUUGAAUUACCUGUGCUUGAAAAUAGAAUAUGUAAUCACCCUGCAUUUCUGAACGGAAGUGUCAAAAAUCAUGAAUUUUGUGGUGGAUUUACUUUUGGAAGCAUAGGUAACUGUGAGGCUGAAGUUGGAGGGCCUCUGGUCUGCCAAGAUAAAGACAGAUUUGUCCAAUAUGGGGUCACCUCUUGGGGACUGAACUGUACCCAGCCGUCAAAGCCUGUUUUUGUCCGAAUUCCUAGUUUUGUUUCCUGGAUCAAGAAUGUAAUGGUUGCCCACUGAAUCUGGAUGCAGGCUAGCUUUUCUGGAAAGCAUUCCAAAUAUGGUUUAAAAAUUGUAACAAAGCAUAAAAAUCUUAAAUAAAUAUCACUACUGGCUUAGCAUAA